This is a messenger RNA of Fonsecaea erecta, 3315 nucleotides long. RefSeq lists its product as hypothetical. Bases 1 to 3315 code for a protein of 1104 amino acids. Lineage: Eukaryota; Fungi; Ascomycota; Eurotiomycetes; Chaetothyriales; Herpotrichiellaceae. The transcript is spliced from 2 exons. The record is from RefSeq and is a predicted model, not a curated record. Gene Ontology annotation, molecular function: mRNA binding; protein binding. Gene Ontology annotation, biological process: transcription elongation by RNA polymerase II; regulation of DNA-templated transcription elongation; regulation of transcription by RNA polymerase II. Gene Ontology annotation, cellular component: DSIF complex.
AUGGCUUCUGGACAAUCGUGGCUGAACCAAGAUUUCGGUGGAGACGAGGAAGAAUCGGACAAUGACUUCAACCCUGGAUUCGAGGCAGGUUCAGAUGAGGAGGAUGAAGGCAAUCCAGAGAUCAAGUCUGAGAACCCCACGAAAAGACCCAGCAACGACGACGAAGACGAGGACGAUGACCGCCCUGCACCUGCCACCAACGGAAACAAGUCGUCCUCCCCGGUGCGAAAAGACAGACGACCGCCGGCCAAUGAGGAUGAUGAAGACGAAGAACAAAAUGAACAGGCGGACAAUGGUGAAAAUGAUGAAGGCGAGGGAGAAGACCUGAACGGAGAAGACGACGACGACGACGAAGAUGAAGAAGAGGACGAAGACGAUGAAGAUGCCGUAGCCAGUCGACCGCGAAAGCGCCGGAGGCGAGGCCUGAAUCAGUUCUUCGAGGAAGAAGCUGAAGUCGACGAGGAUGACGAUGAACUCGAAGCCGAGGAAGACGAUCUUGGGCCCGACUUCAUCGAACAGAACCACCCCGACGACGACCUCCCCCCCGAAGCAGACCAAGACGAUGCGAGGCACAGAGAACUCGAUCGCCAACGACAGAUCGAGGCGUCGAUGGAUCUCGAGAAGCAGGCAGCAGCUUACAAAGAGCGGUACGGGCGGAGAACAACCACGGCCUUGAGCCAGGGCUCUUUCGUGCCGCAGAACCUGCUCAUGCCCGACGUCAACGACCCGAGUAUCUGGGGCGUCCGAUGUAAAGCGGGAAAGGAAAGAGAAAUUGUCAGCCGGAUUAUGAAGAAAUGGUUCGAGAGCAAAGGCCGGAACCAAUUGAAGAUCUGCUCGGUUUUUGAACGAGGCGAUGGGCCCAUGGCUGGGUAUAUCUUUGUCGAAGCCCUUAAGAAGAGCGACGUGGAAGAUGCCCUGACAAAUGUCCCCGACGUCUAUCCGCGGUCGAAGAUGAAUCUCGUCCCGGUCAAAGAAAUGCCUGACUUGUUGAGAACCAGAAAGGACAAGGAGCUUGAAGUCGGAGGUUACGUGCGCAUCAAGCGAGGACUCUACAUGGGUGACUUGGCCAUGAUCGAAGACGUCGAAACCAAUGGUCUUGAAGUCACACUCCGACUGGUACCUAGGCUUUCCUACGGCUUGGACGAGGAUCAAGGUCGACCAGCUCCCGCAGACGCAAAGCGCAAACGGCCGAAUGCAUUCGGACCGAUCAACACUUUCCAGAAUCGACCUCCACAGAGACUAUUCAACGAGCUCGAAGCGAAGAAGAGACAUGAACGAUUUGUAUCUCAGAACAGAGGGCUGACGGGGAAGAGCUUCACCUACAAGGGCGACACCUACGACAAUGGGUUUUUGGUCAAGGAUUUCAAGUUGCAGCACUUAAUCACCGAAAAUGUGAACCCCAAGUUGGAGGAGAUUACGAAGCUCACCAAGACCGCCGCCGACGGCUCCGAAUUGCUCGAUCUCGAAACUCUGGCCCACAGCCUGCGGAACACCACUGCCGAAGGCAACUACAUGCCUGGCGAUGAGGUCGAGGUGUAUGAGGGCGAACAGAGAGGUAUCGUCGGCAAGACGGAAGCCGUCCAUGGCAACAUCGUCUCCAUCAUGGUGUCUGAGGGCGAACUCACCGGCCAACUUGUCGAGGUACCCGUCAAGGGUUUGCGAAAGCGCUUCAAGGAGGGCGACAACGUCAAGAUCAUUGGCGGCAGCAAAUAUCGCGACGAAGUGGGAAUGGUCUUACGGAUCAAGGAUGACAAGGUCACAGUCCUCACCAACAACAGCAACGAGGAAAUCACCGUCUUCAGCAAGGAUCUUCGAGAAGCCGCCGACUCGGGCAGCGGCGGCGCAGGAAGCAGCAAAUUCGAUGUGCAAGAAUUGGUUCAGAUUGAUCCUACCUCAGUCGGGUGCGUGAUCAGAGCUGAUCGAGAUUCGGUUCGGAUCCUCGAUCAACAUGGCUCGGUAAUGACCAAGGUACCUUCUCAGAUCCAGAAGAUCGAAGGGCGGAAGGGUGCUGUUGCCACGGACAAGAAUGGUUCAGAGAUCCGCGUUGGCGACGUGGUGCGCGAGUCUGGUGGAGAAGGGAAAUCAGGGACGAUUCUGCACAUCCAUAGGGGAUAUGUUUUCUGCCACAACAAGCUCGGUAUCGAGAAUUCGGGCAUCUGGGUCAACCGCUGUACCAAUGUUAUUACCACGGCCGCAAAGGGUGGCCGGAUCACGGCUCCAACUACGGAUUUGACCAAGAUGAAUCCUGCCCUUCAGAUGAAGCGACCCGACAUGUCUAUGCCUCCUCCACAGCGACCUGGACGAGAUCCUCUGCAAGGGAAACUCGUGCAUAUCAACAAGGGGACGUACAAAGGUCACCGUGCUCUUGUCAAAGACACUACCGCUGGCGAAGCAAGACUAGAACUUCAGACGAAGAACAAGGUCAUCAACGUCAGCAAGUUCGACUUGUCGAUCAUUGACACCAACACGCAGAACCGGACAAGAUAUGAAGACUGGAUCAGACAGCGCGGCGGCCCAUCGUCAAUGAGAGCAGGACCCGGCGUACCUGGCUCCCGAGUUCCCGAUGCGGGCUUCGGAGGGAGAACUCCCAUGGGCGUCAUGGACGGUAGCCGAACUCCAGCAUGGGGCACCUCAUCAAGGACUCCUGCCUGGAAUGGUCCUGGGUCCGCUGGUCUCGAUUCCGGCCGCACCCCGUCGUGGAAAGGACCUUCGGGCUCGCAGACGUCUUACGGCGGCGGUGGCAUGACUUCGUACGGCGGUGCAGGCAAUUAUUCCACCAACACCGGUUCUCGCACGCCGGCGUGGAGCUCCAGCGCGAAGACCCCCUAUGGUGGCGACCACGGGUUCAGCUCCUCGGGCAACUCGGGCUUUGACGCCUUUGCCGCCGGCUCCCGCACUCCGGCAUACAACUCGGCCUCCUCACGGACUCCGGCCUGGGGCGGGCCUGGCAAUGUCGCCGCGUCGGCUCCCACGCCCGGCGCGUCGCGUCCCUACGAUGCACCUACACCUGGCAUGUCCGCACCCACGCCGUCCGCCUCUGGACCUGGCCGCUACGACGACGAAGCAUACACCCCGUACCUCAGUGCCCCGACGCCGGGCGCCUCGACCGGCGUGCAGGACGCCCCGACUCCAGCACCGCCGAGUUUCGCGAAGAGCGCGAAUCGCGAGCCGUUGAAGAAUAAUCGCUUCGCCGGUUUUGACGCCCCGACUCCCGCCGCGAGUGCCCCGACCCCGUACGCCAGUGGCGCGUUCGAUGCGCCGACGCCGGCAGCGGGGGGUCCCAGAUACGUGGAUGACGAGGACGACGAGGAGUGA